UUAAAUAUUGCCCUUACACUUGUAUCUUUUGGAACAAAACGCAUGUUAAUUUUCGCUCCAAGAACGCGCCAAACUUCAACUAUAUACGUGGCUACAAAAAUAUGCAAUAAAAAAUAAGGGGUCUAAAUUAAAAAAUUUGAAGCGACCCUGACUUGACCUUAACGACUCCACAAAAAGUCUAACACCAGCCAGAUAUAUAUGACGAGCAUCUAAGCAUACUUUCUAUCAUUGCACAUUAUUCCAUAUAAUUCAAAAGCAAAUUAUUAUUUAAAUAUGACGAACAAGAUUCGGAGUGUCCUUUACGUUCUCAGUAUCAGUACCAUAAUCAACUCGUUACAUGGGCACCCAUACUACAGUAGUCUUCAUGGCAAUAGUAAUAACGGAUGGACGUUGCUAAAAUUACUAAGCUCAACUACUGAUUUCUUGAAGCAGAAUCGACAAUAUGUAGAACAAGAAUUACCGGAUAUGACACCCCAGUUUGGGGACAGAUACGAUUUUAUAGUGAUCGGCGCUGGUACAGCUGGAGCAACCAUAGCCGCAAGACUAAGCGAAGUGCCACAAAUUAAAGUACUGCUGAUCGAAGCUGGUUCCCGUGAAAACCUCUUUAUGGAUAUCCCAGUAUUCGCUAUCGUCCUCCAGACAAACAAUAAAAUAAAUUCGAACUAUCGGACCAAAUCAUCCAACAAGUACUGUCGGGGCAUGAAAAAUAAUAGUUGCCAUUGGUCGAGUGGAAAAGUAGUCGGUGGCAGUAGCGUGCUAAAUUUUAUGAUAGCAAGUAGAGGCGGCGCCGAAGAUUACGAUCGCUGGGCCGAGAUGGGAAACGAAGGCUGGGCAUAUCAGGACGUUCUCCAGUACUUCAAAAAACUGGAAACAAUGGAUAUUCCAGAGCUGAAAUCGGAUAUUGACUAUCAUGGUACCAAUGGACCAGUACAUAUCGCAUACCCGUCAUUUCAUACCCCGUUGGCAGAGGCAUUUCUAGAAGCUGGCAAGGAGCUAGGAUAUCCACUAGUAGAUUACAACGGAAAGAACAAAAUAGGAUUCUCAUAUCUGCAAAGCACAAUCAUGAAUGGCACUCGCAUAAGUAGCAAUAGGGCAUACUUGCAUCCCGUGCACGGUCGCACCAAUCUUCACUUGACUCGUGAGAGUACGGUGACAAAAGUGCUAAUCGAUCGUAUUACAAAUCGAGCCAUCGGCGUAGAAUUCGUCAAGAAUAACCAAAGAAUACGUGUGUUCGCGAACAAAGAAGUGAUUCUAUGUGCAGGUGCCAUUGGAUCACCGCAAUUAUUAAUGCUCUCCGGCAUCGGACCAGCGAAACAUCUUUCCGAACUAGGCAUAAACGUAAUUCAAGAUGCGCCAGUCGGCGAUAACCUCAUGGACCAUCCAGUCUUCUUUGGAUUGUCAUUUACAACAAACGCAGUGGUCAGUUUACAGUUCUUCGAUCUGAUAAAUCCUAUUAAUCCGCAUAUAUUGGACUUUAUAAUAAAUCGAACUGGAUUAUUUACGAUUCCGGGCGGGUGCGAGGCCCUCGGUUUCGUCAACACAAAACACCCAGAAAAAAAUAAUAAUUUACCAGACAUCGAAUUAUUAUUUACUGGUGGUACAACUAAAGAUAUUAUUUUCCCAAGGAUAUUGGAAUUUAAUGAUCCUAUAACUCAGGAAUGGGAUAAGUACAGUGGCAGCAAUGGCUGGACCGUUUUACCAAUACUGUUGAAACCUAAAAGUCGCGGUAGAAUAACAUUGUUAGCUAACGACGUUAAUGUUAAACCAGAGAUUGUGCCAAAUUAUUUCGAUGAUCCAGACGACGUCAGGACAAUGAUUGCUGGGAUUAGAACUGCAUUAAGUAUUGGUCGGACAAAGGCGAUGCAGGCGCUCGAUUCUCAGUUUUUAAACAUUACUUAUACUGAAUGCAACAAUUACGAAUAUGACUCCGACGUUUAUUGGGAAUGCGCAAUAAGGAUUCUCUCAACGACACUUUAUCACUACUGCGGCAGUUGUAAAAUGGGACCUAGGGGAGAUCCAACUGCUGUCGUCGAUCCCAAAUUAAAGGUUAUUGGCAUUGAAGGAUUACGAGUAGCAGAUGCGUCCAUUAUGCCCGAAAUUAUAUCGGCGCACAUAAACAUUCCUGUUUAUAUGAUCGCCGAAAAAACGGCAGAUAUGAUAAAAAAAGAUUGGGGUUACUUGGAAAAGUCAUAAUUAUAAUAAACUUUUAUGAAGUAAUUUUAUUAUUUUUUACUCACAUGCAUAUUUACUUUGUA
This is a messenger RNA of Temnothorax curvispinosus, 2255 nucleotides long. RefSeq names its product glucose dehydrogenase [FAD, quinone]-like. The transcript has 3 exons. The record is from RefSeq and is a predicted model, not a curated record. Gene Ontology annotation, molecular function: flavin adenine dinucleotide binding; oxidoreductase activity, acting on CH-OH group of donors. NCBI's taxonomy places the organism in Eukaryota, Metazoa, Arthropoda, Insecta, Hymenoptera, Formicidae. Bases 274 to 2193 code for a protein of 639 amino acids.